AUUGAUGAUGUGUUUUCUCUUGUUGUGUGUGUGAGUGAUGUCUCCGCCAUUGAAUUUCAUUUAGCCGAGAAUUGAAAUAGGUUGUACCUUUGAUAAUCGGCAAAAAUCUUCAUAAUCCUUCUAAUUUUACUCAUUCUAUUUAAUCAUAUUUCGUGCACAAAAAUUAUACCCGAUGGCAGACAGAGACACAGAUGAGUUAAACAUCGAUAACGUAAUAAAAAAGUUAUUAAAAGUCCGGGGCGAAAAGCCUGGUAUGAAUGUACAGUUGACGGAAAUAGAGAUAAAAGGGCUAUGCUUGAAAUCAAGAGAAAUAUUUCUGUCGCAACCAAUAUUACUUGAGUUGGAAGCCCCACUAAAGAUAUGCGGUGACAUACACGGGCAGUACUAUGACCUUCUAAGGCUGUUCGAGUACGGCGGCUUCCCACCGGAGUCAAACUACCUCUUCCUCGGUGACUAUGUGGACCGUGGCAAGCAAUCUCUGGAGACCAUAUGCCUGCUGCUAGCAUACAAGAUCAAAUAUCCAGAGAACUUCUUCCUUUUACGGGGAAACCAUGAGUGUGCCAGCAUCAAUAGGAUUUACGGGUUCUACGACGAAUGCAAACGGAGGUAUAACAUCAAGUUAUGGAAAACUUUCACAGACUGCUUCAACUGCUUACCAGUAGCUGCGAUAGUGGACGAGAAGAUAUUCUGCUGCCAUGGCGGUCUCUCACCGGACCUGCAAGCGAUGGAACAGAUCCGGCGGAUCAUGCGGCCGACUGACGUGCCGGACCAGGGGCUGCUCUGCGACCUGCUGUGGUCCGACCCGGACAAGGACACCGCCGGCUGGGGAGAGAACGACCGCGGCGUCAGCUUCACCUUCGGCACUGAGGUAGUGGGCAAGUUCUUGUCGAAGCACGAGUUCGACCUGAUCUGCCGCGCGCACCAGGUGGUCGAGGACGGCUACGAGUUCUUUGCCAAGCGGCAACUCGUCACGCUCUUCUCCGCGCCCAACUACUGCGGCGAGUUCGACAACGCCGGUGCGCUAAUGUCAGUGGACGAGACGCUGAUGUGCUCGUUCCAGAUCUUGAAGCCAGCGGACAAGCGCAAGCUGUACUCCGGUCUCAACAUGGGCCGCCCCAACACGCCUCCACGCGCGCAGCCCAAAAACAAAAAGAAAGACAUAUGAGCGAGUCGAUCAUAAACAAGUUAACCGCCCGCGCCGUCGCUGCCGAUGCAUGGAAUCCCGCACUACUGUAGCUUGUACCUAAGCGCGCUCCGUCGACAGAGAUUCUGGCCCAGAAGCCAUCAUCACUAUUCACUACUAACAAACUUAGAAUAAAAAACUACCAAAUUAACCAAUUUUACUAAACUGACAACACAAAAAAUAAUGGCGCCUUAUGGUUGAACGAUUCGCGCCAGUGUUGCCAGUUUAUAAAUUGCAUCUUUGACAUAACUUGUAGCUUUGUGAAGCUAUUAAUCGCCAGAUGGCGGCGUAACUACUAUACUACGCGUGAAAUCUUUUGGAAACGAAAACACUUGACUUGGAUUUUAACUAUACUUUAGUUACUUAUAAGCACAAAUAAUGUAAUUGAAUUAUAAUCUCUGUUAAAGUAAGUCUUGAUGUAUCAGAAAUUCAUAAUUCGAUGACCGCUUCCAGUGAUGUGUCCAAAACGCUUCCGCUUUUAGAAUGAUAAUCGAACUUUCUGGAAAUUAAUUUUAGGUGUCGAAGUCUGUCGACGGGGCGAGGUUUCAUUUUACUAUGGACUCAUUUUUUUUAUUUUGUAUAAUUUUUGGAAACAUGAAAUUUUCGCAAUCAAGUAAGUAUUUUUUGAACAUUCUGUUUGCCCGCUCUCUUCGCGGUCCGCGACUGCUUGCACGAUAACAGUUGCUGGACGAUUGUUCAGCGGACAUAAGCGGCGGACCGACGCGUGCGACUCCCCACGUAUCGUGCCACGUUCCAACUCACAGUAACACCAACUUUGUUAAAGCCACUUAAUAAUUUAACGCCUGUACUUAACCUAUUGUAACAUAGCAAUAUCUACUCAAUACCUGUACAAUGUACAUCACAGUCGCUUGUUGAAUCGUACAGAAUGCGUGAGGGGUUGUACGGUGAUGAUAUAUCUCCUCUAAGGAGACUAAUUUUAUUAUUUUUAACGAAACUUAAAGCGAUAGCUGCCAGCGCUUAUUACAUUUUAUUACUUUAAUAAAAACAGUAUGUGUUGUUGGAAUUCCUUCGGGGCUAGUUAAGGAUGAAUGUGGAUGCUUCGAUAAUUGUGUGGUUGAACGUAUGACUGCUCGUAUGCCUGUGUUGCAUUCAAUAUCCAAUUUUAAUGUAAGAUUACGCGCGGUUCAGUGCUGCCCUCUCGACUGUAGCCAUGUCUUGCAACGCCAAACUUGCACUGUUUUAGACUGCGUAGUUACAAAACCAUUAUUAAUGGAAAAAUCCAAUUCGAUAAUGUUAAAUUGGCAACAUUUCAUUAUUCAGUCUUACGCCAAAUAACAGGCAACACACAAAGGAUGGCAACACCGACCGCGCUGUAUGCAGUUAAAAAAUAAUUUAAUGACAUUGAGAUAAAAAUGUAAUGAUAAAUAUUACUUCGUAAUGGAUUAACUCCUUAUAAUUGAUAAGUAGUAAGCAUAAAUAUAGACUUGUAGUGCGUUGAGAACAGAACAAACGUAAACUUACUGUAUUGUCUGUAACCGUCCCCUUAGUGGCCGGGCGAACUAUAGGUUACGUAGAAUGCUCUAAGCGAUUUUUACACGAGCUUCCGAAACUCGUCACGAAGCGAUUUUCCUCGCUGCACAUAGCUUAAUAUUGAAUGUCUAGAAAAUGCGUAACUCUUUGGCUUUUAAUAUCGUUGUCUGCCACAGCCAAAUCUUAACAGCGUCGAAAAUCGCAACCGUGCUUCCACCGAUAGAUGUACCCUACAAACUUGUGCAACCGCGGAAACUAGACUUUAAAAAUGGCGAUAAUUUAACGAUUUGUUUUAUUACUUGUGCGUUGGAAAUGAGGUCCAAUUUCGUAUAUAUUUAAACGAUUUAUAAUGGCAGAAACGUACGAGAAAUUGGUUCCAAUUUUUAGAAACGUAACAAUUGAAUGUCAGUAUUUUACCGUAUUGAUCUGUAAGUCUAAAGGCCGCAUUGUAGCAAUUUGUUUAAAAAGCAAUAUUGCAAUUUGACAUUUGCGCAUAUUAAAAUACAAAUGUCAAAUAUAAAUAUUGCUUUUUUUUCGAUGAAGUGAAGCAAUGUGGCCUGCUUAACUCCCGUCUUCGCGGUUGCACAUUUUUGUUCAGCAGUGUAAAGUGCGCACGGAGUAAUGGUUUUUUUUGUUCGCUGCCUUCGACUGACCGCGGGCUGCAGCCCACCACACAACGGUUUACUGAUGUAUGAACAAGAGAAUUGUAUAUUAAUUUCGUAAAUAAAAUACUUUCUGAAUA
Molecule: messenger RNA, 3416 nt
Organism: Pectinophora gossypiella (pink bollworm)
Lineage: Eukaryota; Metazoa; Arthropoda; Insecta; Lepidoptera; Gelechiidae
Product: serine/threonine-protein phosphatase alpha-2 isoform
Exons: 9
Coding region: 173-1165 (330 amino acids)
Cellular component (GO): nucleus; cytoplasm
Molecular function (GO): protein serine/threonine phosphatase activity
Source: RefSeq, a predicted model, not a curated record